Schistocerca serialis cubense is the source of this 648-nucleotide messenger RNA. RefSeq lists its product as uncharacterized. Bases 1 to 648 code for a protein of 215 amino acids. The transcript is spliced from 2 exons. The record is from RefSeq and is a predicted model, not a curated record. Lineage: Eukaryota; Metazoa; Arthropoda; Insecta; Orthoptera; Acrididae.
AUGAGGCCAAAAUUCUGGGGGCGCUCGCGCUCGCCCUCGGGCUGCAGACGCCGCCCCCGCACGGCUGCACGCAUCAGCAUCAAGCGCGCCGGCCUGGAAGCGACGCCGCCCCGGCGCGCGUUCGGCUAUUUAUUCUCGCCAUCUCGGCCCGCCGGGCGGAUUCAUUUCCUGGGCAAGUCUUCACGAUUCCAUAAGCAAGAUGGCGGCCGGGCUAUAAUCUGGCAGGAAACGAGCUCCGGGCGCGCUGGAAAUGGAAAACAAAGGCACGCAGGCAGGAGGCGCCCCGCGCGGGCCGGCCGCUGCCCGCCGCCGCCGCCGCCGCCGCCGCCGCCGCCGCCAGCGGCAGUAUAUCUGCCGUCUUUGCGGCCCGGACCUGCCGGAGGCGGAGGACGCGCACCCACCGCCGCCGCCGCCGCCGCCGCCGCCGAAUUAACGAUUUACUCCAUUUCCUUAACUCGGCGGCGAUCGCGGCUCCGCCCGGGCGCCGUCACCGUUCCCUACCUCCCUCGCUUAUUCUGCAGGCCCCCUCGUACCUCCCUUCGGAACGGGACGGCUAUUUUACCGAAAUAUAAUUAUCCCAUCGCGACAAGUGGAAUUGGAUUCCUCUGCUCGCCUGUCGCCGCGGAGGCUGAAAAUGGAAAAGAUUAG